UUUGACAUUCCAAUCGGACGUUUUGAUUCGGUGCUGUGCAUUUUUGCAGAAAUUCCGUUUGCGAUUUAUUAUUUGGAAAUAUAAAGCAAUGCGUAGAGAAUUCAUCUUAGUUUUGUUAGGAAUUAUAUGUGUAUCGACAUUAAGCUCGCUACUAUCCGGUUAUGUCCAAAUUGAAACGGAUAAAAUACUUUUAGACACAGUGGUAGGCGCUGUAGGAGCUGGUAACUUUUCUUAUUGGCAAUUGAUGCAUAUAGGACCUCUUUUGGUGGAACUCACUUCUCUAUCUGGUGAUGCAGACCUUUACGUGUCCGAUACGAUCAGGCCAAGUUACGAAGUGGACAAGAACAACUUCAGCUCCAUAACCUGCGGUUCAGACUCGGUCUUCAUUCCAUCAGACUUUCCCAGACCAAUUGGUAUCGGUGUAUUCGGUCACUGGUCACAUUAUCUCUCGGAGUACAGCAUCCAAGUGUUCCUGGAUGCUUCAACGGUCCUCAGCGAGGAGCAGGUGAUGGCUAUUGAGAGAGCUCACCAGGGGAUUGGUGAGGGGGAGAGAAAUUUAGACGCUGAGAAGAGAAGAGAGAAGCCGGCAGCCCGGAAAGCUGACGAGGAGCCGAAGCCACGGUUCCUGAAGCUGCUGAACAUCCUCGAUAUGAUAUUUGAAAUGUUCGUCCUUUAGGCAAGCAGUCGAUUUUUGUAGGUCUUUGGUGGUAUUAUCAACUUCUACGUCGAUUGAACGUCCCACGCGAUGAAAUGUGAAAAACGGUAGAAGUGAUAAAAUACUGAAAAAACUGAAAAACUUGAGACAAUGUGUGAUUUUUUUAUAUAUUACUUCCAAAUAUUACAACUACUGUGCUUCCGAUACACAGUGUAGUGUGAAAUGUAAGAUUCUAACAUUUUUGGAGGAGUUUAGUAAGUUUUUGCGUUGCCUAGAUGGCGUUUGUGUCGAUUAAAGUCUCUUCAGUUUUAGUGAUACGUAAAAAUGGAACAAAUGAGUGCUGCUUUUUUAAAAGGUGUGUCUUUACUUGUUCUGUAGAGAACGAAAAGUAUUUAUUUUAUAUUUUAAAGUUAGGUAAAUUAUGUACCUAUUACUCAUUUAUUAUUUUGACUUACGAAAUUUUAAGUAUAGGAGUAGGCAUUCGGAUUAGGGCUGCUGUCUAAUAUUGUCAUAUAGAUAUCGUGUGUCAUAUAUACCUACAUAUAAGGUGACUGGUAAUUAGUGAACGAUAUUUAAACACGUGAUUGUACUCAUGAAAUGAAAUGAAAUGAUAUUUAUUUUGCAAAUAGGUUAUAAAAUAACACUUUUACACGUCAAUCUCUUAAAUAACUAGAUGAGGCAUGAUUAUAAACAACUUUUCCGAAGAAACAUUUUUUGUAUAAUCUUUCUGUUUCUUCGGAAAGUUGCUUGUAAUAAUGCAAUCACGUGUUUAAAUGUCAUUCACUAAUUACACUGUGUGACAAAAAUGACCUCAAUGAAAGUUAAAUUAAUUUGAAUGGGAUAUUUUGUAUCUACAAUUAGCCUGUUAAUAAUCUGCAUUUUUGAAAAGUUUCAGUCACCCUCAGUUUUCUUGCAACUGCAAUACACUUUUUUUAAGUAAAUGUGGUUGAAAAUUGAAUUUAAUCAAGAAAAACAAGUAACACUUGGCUUUUAUUCAGGAUUUUCGGGAAUAUUUAGCGUCAGGUACAUCUCUUUUGAGUGUCCAACAGUAAUCAGCCAACAUGUUCGGACUCCACUUGCCUUGGUACCGUUUUUCCAUGUUGGAUAUAUCCUGAUGGAAUCGCUCGCCGUGUUUAUCACUAUCGGCUCCCAAAUUUUGAGGAAAAAAAUCCAAAUGAGAGUGUAAGAAGUGUAUCUUGAGCGACAUAUUGCAUCCCAUAUUCUUGUAAGCUGAUAUAAUUAAAAUAACAGUUUUUAACUUUGCGGCAAUUCUGUAGUGCGUCAGGGAUGUUUGCUGAACAUCGCGUUGACUGCUUUUACACUACGAUGCGUAAAAUAUGUCCCUCCCUGGUGCGUAGAGUGCGUGGCACAACAGCAUCCUUUGCAUGAUCGCUAGUCGUCUGGAUUGCGAUUACAUCAAUCACUGCAGCGCCAUUUGUCAUGGGGUGGCGCGGCGGUGAUUGUUGUAUUUACUUUACUUAUAUUGUUUUUAUUUUUCUUUUAUAAUUUGUUUCUGUAUAUUACUAACACUAGUCUAUAAGAAAAUUGUUACUAACUAAAUGGACACCAUGGUCUGAAUUAAAUAAAUGAUUAUGAUUAACUAAUGAUGUCAAAUUACGAAGUUGACUUUUAAUAGUAAGUUGACCGCAAAUGUAACAAAAGUUAUCAGGAUGGUUUAUACACACUCUGGGCAUCUCAUUACGAUGUACAGAAACGACAAUCACAAAAAAACUUUUUUUAAUUUCAAUAAUUCAAUAUUAAUUUAUCGGGAACAUACGUCGGUAAGCAAAAUUCGCGUAAUCAAUUUAGUUUAUAUUUAAUGGAAACUGAGGGUGAUCGAACAAAACUAAGUAUGAGGUUUAUAUGCGGGUAGGUAGUAGUGUUUAAAAAACCGACUCGAUUUUGUUUAACAAAAAUACUGUUUACCAGUGUUACCAGUCAGUCACUUUAUACAAGACAGUAUAUUUGUUCUCUAUUACGACGGACUUUAAUGACAUAAAACAAGAUAGUAAAAAUUUUAAAUUGUGCAAAUUAUUUUAUAUCUAUUUCAUUGUAUAACUGUACAUAUACUAAAUAGCUUAGCUACGUGUACAUAAAGCAUGGUAGAUGACUGAUCAACUUCUCCUAUGAGUGGUGUAGCAAAAACGACAUGUUUUUUAUGUAAAAAAGUAAGUGUUUUAUUGUAUAAAUCUAGUAUUAUUAUAAUACUUACUUUUGUAUCUAGUCAAUAAAUAAAUAAUGUUAUUAAUUUAUUUGUAU
Messenger RNA from Spodoptera frugiperda (fall armyworm), 2914 nucleotides. Its product is annotated as UPF0669 protein C6orf120 homolog. The record is from RefSeq and is a predicted model, not a curated record. The transcript has 5 exons. Bases 89 to 676 code for a protein of 195 amino acids. NCBI's taxonomy places the organism in Eukaryota, Metazoa, Arthropoda, Insecta, Lepidoptera, Noctuidae.